Monoraphidium neglectum is the source of this 1638-nucleotide messenger RNA. Its product is annotated as galactokinase. NCBI's taxonomy places the organism in Eukaryota, Viridiplantae, Chlorophyta, Chlorophyceae, Sphaeropleales, Selenastraceae. Gene Ontology annotation, cellular component: cytosol; cytoplasm. Gene Ontology annotation, molecular function: ATP binding; galactokinase activity. The coding region runs from base 1 to 1638 and encodes 545 amino acids. The transcript has 15 exons. The record is from RefSeq and is a predicted model, not a curated record. Gene Ontology annotation, biological process: galactose metabolic process; carbohydrate phosphorylation.
AUGGCCUCGGACCUCGUGCCGGUGCACACAGAGGUGGAGAGCGUCUACGGCCUAGAAGGCCGGGUCAACCUCAUUGGCGAGCACAUUGACUAUGAGGGCUAUGGCGUGCUGCCCAUGGCGCUCCGGUUGGACACGGUGGUCGCGAUCGCGCGGGGCGGGGACAAGCUGUCGGUCGGCAAUGUGGAGGCGGAGAAGUUCCCUCUGGUGGAGUAUGACGUAGAUCCAAACCAGGAGGCCGGUCUGCGGCCGGCCAACAGGGGCGGCCGGGACUGCCUGCAGGAGGUCGACACUGCCAACCAUGUCUGGGCCAACUACUUCCUGGCGGCAUACAAGGGCGUGUUUGACCACCUCAGCUCAAAGGGCGAGGAGUUGCCCAAGCCCACCGGCCUGCAGGUCAUGAUACACGGCAUCGUACCCCUGGGCGGCGGCCUGUCUAGCUCCGCCGCGAUCGUGUGCUCCUCGGCCCUGGCUGUGCUGGCGGUCAACAGCAUCACCCUCACAAAGGGCGAGGUGGCGGACUUCACCUGCAAGGCGGAGCGGUACGUGGGCGUCACCAGUGGCGGCAUGGACCAGGCCAUCAGCGUCAUGGGGCAGCCCAACGUGGCCAAACUCGUGGAGUUCAACCCGGUGGGGCUCGGGUGCCGCGUGUGUGAGGGGCACUCGGAGAAGCAGCACCCAGAGUGCGCGGUGCGGGCGGAGGACGUGCACCUCCCGCAGCCGGCCACGUUUGUCAUCGCCAACUCGCUGACGGUGUCGAAGAAGCAGGAGACGGCCGAUAAGAAGUACAACCUCCGCGUUGUCGAGUGCCGCCUGGCCGCCGCCCUCAUCGCGCGCAAGCUGGGCAGCCCCUCGGACGCGGCUGCGCGCGUGCGCACGCUGCGGGAGGUCGAGCCGCUCAUUGCGGCCAAGUACGGGGAGGGGCUCAAGGGCAAGCUGCGAGCCGUGGAGGAGCUCCUGGAUGGGGGCCUCUACCUGCAGCCCAGGGUCGAGGAGGAGCUGGGCGUGCCCCUGGCCGACGUGUUUGCGGGCGAGGCCAGCCCCCUGCGCGUGCUGGGGGUCGUGCGGGACGAGGGCUUCAAGCUGCGCGACCGCGCGGCCCACGUGUACUCUGAGGCGGACCGGGUCUACGCGUUCCAGGCCGCGGCCGCGGACGGCGGGGACUCGGCGAUGGCGGACCUGGGGGCGCUGAUGGACGCGAGCCACGCCAGCUGCUCCAAGCUCUACGAGUGCAGCUGCCCCGAGCUCGACUCGCUGGUCGCGGUCGCCAAGGGCGCCGGCGCGCUCGGGGCGCGGCUGACGGGCGCCGGCUGGGGCGGCUGCACGGUGUCCCUGGUGCAGCGGGAGCAGGUCGGGCCCUUCAUCCAGCGGCUGCGGGAGGAGUACUUUGACCCCCUGCUCAAAGCGGGGCGCGUAACAGAGGGGGAGAUGCCAGAGGUACGCGCGCAGGGGCCGCGGGGCGGCGGGGUCCCCGGCGGCGCCAGGCGGGCGGGCAUGUCUGGCGAGGAGGGGACCUGGCUGGUGCUGUUCGCGUCGCCGCCGUCGAGCGGCGCCGCGGUGUUGCGCGUCAAGCUGGCGCCGCCGCAGGAGGAGGGCGCAGCGGGGGCCGAGGAGCCGGCCCGGGAGCCUGCGGCGGCUUGA